Molecule: messenger RNA, 7964 nt
Organism: Cyprinus carpio (common carp)
Lineage: Eukaryota; Metazoa; Chordata; Actinopteri; Cypriniformes; Cyprinidae
Gene: tln1
Product: talin 1
Exons: 60
Coding region: 209-7888 (2559 amino acids)
Biological process (GO): platelet aggregation
Cellular component (GO): plasma membrane; ruffle; focal adhesion
Molecular function (GO): structural constituent of cytoskeleton; actin filament binding; integrin binding
Source: RefSeq, a predicted model, not a curated record
CUCACUGCAGGGUGGAGUUUAACACAGCGCCUCAAAGCAACGGUGCAGAAAUCACUUCUGUUCUGACAUUACAGACUAGCAUUUACUUAAUACAGACUUUCUGCCGGGGGACAGGGACUGUUAACAUAUUGGUUAUUGUCCGAAGGUGGACAACUAGUGAUCGAAGAAAGCUGAGGAGUAGCAGCGGCACAGUCCCGUAGUGUCAGUCAUGGUGGCGCUGUCGCUGAAGAUCGGGGUGGGGAAUGUGGUGAAGACCAUGCAGUUUGAGCCCUCCACCAUGGUGUACGACGCCUGUCGCAUCAUCAGGGAGAGAGUCCCAGAAGCACAGCUCGGCCAGCCAACAACUACUGCUUCAAACAUUAUUAAAGACAAGAUUCACGACAGUAACUCUAAAAAAGACACUCUGGAGUACAAAAAGAAACAGAGACCCCUGAAGAUCCGCAUGUUGGAUGGAACUGUUAAAACAGUCAUGGUGGAUGACUCAAAAAUCGUCAGUGACAUGCUAAUGACCAUCUGUGCCAGAAUAGGCAUCACAAACUAUGACGAGUACUCGCUGGUGCGUGAUGUGGGAGAGGAAAAGAAGGAAGAGACCACGGGGACACUGAAAAGAGACAAGACCCUCCUGAGAGAUGACAAAAAAAUGGAGAAACUCAAACAGAAACUUCACACAGAUGAUGAGUUGAAUUGGUUGGAUCAUGGGCGGACGCUGCGAGAGCAGGGUGUAGAGGAGUCUGAGAUGCUGCUUCUCAGAAGAAAGUUCUUCUACUCGGACCAGAAUGUGGAUUCCAGAGACCCAGUACAGCUCAACCUGCUCUAUGUGCAGGCCCGUGAUGACAUCCUGAACGGCUCCCACCCUGUCUCCUUUGAUAAGGCCUGCGAGUUUGCUGGAUACCAAUGCCAGAUCCAGUUCGGAGACCACAAUGAGUCGAAACACAAACCAGGAUUCCUUGAUUUGAAAGAAUUCUUGCCCAAAGAGUACAUCAAGAACAAGGGUGAGAAAAAGAUCUUCCAGGCACACAAAAACUGCCAAAACAUGACAGAGAUUGAGGCCAAAGUCAGCUACGUCAAACUGGCCAGAUCUCUGAAAACCUAUGGAGUGUCCUUCUUCCUAGUCAAGGAAAAAAUGAAAGGAAAGAAUAAGCUUGUUCCGCGUUUGUUGGGCAUCACUAAAGAGUGUGUGAUGAGAGUGGAUGAGAAGACCAAAGAGGUGAUACAGGAGUGGAGUCUGACCAACAUCAAACGCUGGGCGGCUUCUCCCAAGAGCUUCACGCUGGACUUUGGAGACUAUCAGGAUGGUUACUAUUCUGUUCAGACCACUGAAGGAGAGCAGAUUGCGCAACUCAUCGCCGGUUACAUCGACAUCAUUCUCAAAAAGAAAAAGAGCAAAGAUCACUUCGGCAUGGAAGGUGAUGAGGAAUCAACCAUGCUGGAGGACUCUGUAUCUCCCAAAAAGUCAACAGUUCUCCAGCAGCAGUUUAAUAAGGUUGGGAAGGUGGAGACGGGCUCCGUCGCUCUGCCAGCCAUCAUCCGCUCUGGUGCCGGAGGUCCGGAGAGCUUCCAGAUGGGCUCCAUGCCACAGGCCAAACAGCACAUCACCAGCGGACAGAUGCACCGGGGACACAUGCCCCCUCUGACGUCAGCUCAGCAGGCUUUGACCGGCACCAUUAACUCCAGUAUGCAGGCCGUGCAGGCAGUUCAGGCCACUCUCGAUGAGUUUGAUGCCCUGCCUCCACUGGGCACUGAUGCGGCAUCUCAAGCAUGGAGAAAGAACAAAAUGGACGAGUCCAAACAUGAGAUUCACUCUCAGGUGGACGCCAUCACUGCAGGAACUGCCUCCAUGGUCAAUCUGACUGCAGGUGACCCAGCAGAGACGGAUUACACGGCUGUGGGCUGUGCUGUCACCACCAUCUCCUCCAACCUGACCGAGAUGUCUAAGGGUGUCAAACUGCUGGCGGCACUGAUGGAGGACGAGGGAGCAAAUGGCCAGCAGCUUCUGAGUGCUGCCAAGAACCUGGCGUGUGCUGUGUCUGAUAUGCUCAAGACCGCUCAGCCCGCCAGUACUGAGCCGCGACAGAACCUCCUGCAAGCAGCGGGUAAUGUGGGUCAGACCAGCGGUGAACUCCUGCAGCAGAUCGGAGAGUCCGAUGCCAAUCAACAGUUCCAGGAGAUGUUGAUGCAGUUGGCGAAGGCUGUGGCUAAUGCAGCGGCAGCUCUUGUUUUAAAGGCCAAGAAUGUGGCUCAGAAAUCAGAGGAUUCAGCUCAACAGAACCGAGUGAUAGCUGCUGCCACCCAGUGCGCCCUCUCCACGUCACAGCUGGUGGCCUGCACACGAGUGGUGGCUCCCACCAUCAGCUCACCCGUGUGUCAGGAGCAGCUCGUUGAGGCCGGGAAGCUGGUGGCUAAGUCUGUGGAGGGCUGUGUGGAGGCAUCACAGGGGGCGACCAAUGACGAGCAGCUGCUCAGACAGGUGGGCUCGGCUGCCACAGGUGUCACUCAGGCUCUUAAUGAGCUGCUGCAGCAUAUCAGACAGUACGCCAGCGGAGGACAGCCGAUCGGACGGCACGGAGAGGCCACUGACCGCAUCCUGGAUGUGACGGAUAACAUCUUCAGCUCCAUGGGAGACGCAGGGGAGAUGGUGCGACAGGCUCGGAUCCUUGCUCAGGCCACCUCAGAUUUAGUCAAUGCUAUCAAGGCCGACGCCGAGGGCGAGACUGACCUGGAGAACUCCCGCAAACUCCUGUCUGCUGCCAAACUGCUGGCUGACGCCACGGCCAGGAUGGUGGAAGCUGCGAAGGGUGCGGCUGCUAACCCGGACAGCGAGGAGCAGCAGCAGAAGCUGCGUGAAGCUGCCGAGGGUCUGCGCAUGGCCACCAACGCUGCAGCACAGAAUGCCAUCAAGAAGAGGCUGGUCAACAAACUGGAGAAUGCAGCGAAGCAGGCCGCGGCAGCCGCCACUCAGACUAUAUCUGCAGCGCAGCACGCCGCCUCCUCCAACAAGAACCCUGCGGCCCAGCAACAACUCGUGCAGAGCUGCAAGGUGGUGGCGGAUCAGAUCCCUCAGCUGGUUCAGGGUGUGAGAGGGAGCCAGGCUCAGCCCGACAGCCCCAGCGCCCAGCUCGCCCUGAUCGGAGCCAGUCAGAACUUCCUGCAGCCCGGAGCGAAAAUGGUGACCGCGGCCAAAGCUACGGUUCCCACCAUCAGUGACCAGGCGUCUGCCAUGCAGCUCAGUCAGUGCUCCAAAACGCUGGCCAGCGCCCUCGCUGAGCUGCGCACAGCCGCACAGAAGGCUCAGGAGGCGUGUGGUCCUCUGGAGAUUGAUAACGCUCUCACAAUGGUACGGGGGCUGGAGAGGGACAUGCAGGAGACCAAAGCAUCAGCUGCCGAAGGCAAACUCAAACCCCUGCCUGGAGAAACGGUGAGUGUGUCAGCGCACAGUGUGUGUAUGUGCUCUACAUGCGUUUGUUUGUACACUACUAGUCACACUGAACAUCCCAGCAUGCAUGCAGACUACUUCAACCACACUAAAGCCGUGAGCUCUGCUAUUGCUCAGCUGCUCAGUGAAGCCACCCAAGGCAAUGAGAACUACACAGGUAUGGCCGCUCGUGACGUGGCUCAGGCUCUGCGUUCACUGGCUUCAUCUGCUCGUGGAGUGGCCGCUAACACCGAGGACCCUCAUGCCCGUAACGCCAUGCUGGACAGCACCACGGAUGUCAUGGACAAAUCCGCCAGCCUGAUCGAGGAGACCAAGAGAGCCGUUGCCAAACCAGGAAGAGACUACACCAAGCAAAAACCGACCCAAGUAGCUAAGGCUGUGUCUCAGGCUCUGAACCGCUCUGUAAACUGUCUGCCGGGGCAGAGAGACGUGGAUAAUGCCAUCAGAACUGUAGGAGAAGCCAGCAAGAAACUCCUGUCUGAUAAAUUCCCAGUGAGCGGGAAGAGUUUCCAAGAGGCUCAGGCGAAUCUGAACGAGGCGGCGGCCGGACUGAACCAGUCAGCCAAUGAGCUGGUGCAGGCGUCACGCGGCACCACCCAGGACCUGUCCAAAGCCUCCGGGAAGUUCGGACAAGACUUCAAUCACUUCCUGCAGGCUGGAGUGGACAUGGCUGGACAAUCCCAGUCUAAAGAGGACCAGACUCAAGUGGUCACCAACCUGAAGACCAUCUCCAUGUCCUCCAGCAAGCUCCUGCUGGCUGCUAAAGUUCUGUCCACAGACCCCAACUCACCCAACCUCAAAAACCAGCUCGCUGCUGCCGCUCGCGCGGUGACAGACAGCAUUAAUCAGCUGAUCAGCAUGUGUACCCAGCAGGCUCCGGGACAGAAGGAGUGUGACAACGCUCUCCGUGAGCUCGAGACGGUCGGAGGAAUGCUGGAGAAUCCCACAGAAGCGGUCAGUGAUAUGGGCUACUUUGACUGCAUUGACAGUGUGAUGGAGAACUCAAAGGUUUUGGGUGAGGCCAUGGCUGGCAUUUCCCAUAAUGCCAAGAACAGUAACUUACCAGAAUUUGGAGACUCAGUCAGUUCAGCAUCCAAAGCGCUGUGUGGUCUCACUGAGGCAGCAACUCAGGGCGCGUAUCUGGUGGGUGUGUCUGACCAGAACAGUCACGCUGGGCAGAAGGGGCUUGUGGACCCCUCACAGUUCGCACGAGCCAAGCAGUCGAUCCAGAUGGCCUGUCAGAACCUAGUUAAUCCCGUGUUUUAUGCACCCAAGGUCCUCUCUGCUGCCACAAUUGUUGCCAAACAUACUUCGGCCUUGUGCAACGCCUGCCGACUCGCGUCCUCCAAAACAUCCAACCCAGUUGCUAAGAGACAGUUCGUCCAGAGUGCCAAAGAGGUGGCGAACAGCACCGCCAACCUCGUCAAGUCCAUCAAGGCUCUUGAUGGGGCCUUUAACCAGGAGAACAGACAGAAGUGUAAGGAAGCCACUGGGCCGCUCAUCGAGGCUGUGGAUAACCUGACUGCCUUCGCUUCAAACCCAGAGUUUGCUAGUGUACCUGCACAGAUCAGCCCAGAGGGUCUGGCAGCGAUGGAGCCCAUCGUAGCGGCCGCUAAGACCAUGCUUGAGAGCUCUACAGGCAUGAUCCAGACGGCCCGCUCACUGGCCGUCAACCCCAAAGACCCGCCCAAAUGGUCUGUGCUGGCCGGACACUCCAGAACAGUGUCCGACUCCAUCAAGAAACUCAUCACCAACAUGAGGGAGAAGGCUCCAGGUCAGAGGGAGUGUGAUGACGCCAUUGAGGCUCUUAAUAACUGCAUCCGUGAGGUGGACAAGGCGUCUCUGGCAGCCAUCAGCCAGCAGCUCACGCCUAGAGACGACAUCUCCCAUGAGGCCCUUCACGAGCAGAUGGCGGCGUCUGUGCAAGAGAUCAGUAACCUGAUUGAACCGGUGGCCAUCGCGGCCCACUCCGACGCCUCUCAGCUGGGUCACAAGGUGUCUCAGAUGGUCAGUUACUUUGAGCCGCUCAUCAUGGCUGCCAUCGGUACAGCGUCUAAGAUCCUGAACAGCCAGCAGCAGAUGAGCGUGCUGGAUCAAACCAAGACUCUGACUGAGUCUGCCCUACAGAUGCUCUACACGGCCAAAGAGGCUGGAGGAAACCACAAGGCGGCUCACACGCAGGAGGCUCUGGAGGAGUCGGUUCAGAUGAUGAAGGAGGCAGUGGAUGAUCUGGCUGCGACUCUGUCAGAGGCGGCCAGUGCUGCAGGAGCGGUGGGCGGCAUGGUCAACUCCAUCUCUCAAGCCAUCAAUAAGAUGGAAGACGGGCCUGGAGUCGAACCUGAAGGAUCGUUUGUGGAUUAUCAGACCACGAUGGUGAAGACGGCCAAAGCCAUCGCUGUCACCGUUCAGGAGAUGGUUACCAAAUCCAACAACAACCCAGAUGAGCUGGGCGGUUUGGCCAAUCAGCUGACCACAGAGUUCGGUGACCUGGCGUCCGAGGCCAGAUGUGCAGCCAUGACUGCUGAGAAUGACGAGAUCGGCUCUCACAUCAGGAAGCAGGUGUCAGAGCUGGGCAACAGCUGCACUGGUCUGGUCAGUAAAGCAGGAGCGCUGCAGUGCAGUCCAAACGACUCCUACACCAAGAAAGAGCUCAUCGACAGCGCUCGGAAAGUCUCCGAGAAGGUGUCUCACGUGUUGGCGGCUCUUCAGGCGGGCAAUCGUGGCACUCAGGCCUGCAUUACUGCUGCCAGUGCUGUUUCUGGCAUCAUCGCUGAUCUGGACACCACCAUCAUGUUUGCCACCGCAGGCACUCUCAACCGAGAGAACGCAGAGACCUUUGCAGACCACAGAGAGCACAUCCUGAAGACGGCCAAAGCUCUGGUGGAGGACACGAAGCUGCUGGUGUCUGGAGCAGGAGCGAGUCAAGAGAAACUGGCUCAGGCUGCGCAGUCGUCUGUUAACACCAUCACCAAACUGGCUGAUGUGGUCAAACUGGGAGCGGCCAGUCUGGGUGCUGAAGACCCUGAGACACAGGUGGUUCUGAUCAACGCGGUGAAGGACGUGGCUAAAGCUCUGGGUGACCUGAUCAGCGCCACGAAGGCUGCAGCCGGCAAACCUCACGAUGAUCCCGCCAUGUUACAGCUCAAGAGCUCUGCUAAGGUGAUGGUGACAAAUGUGACGUCUCUACUGAAGACAGUGAAGGCGGUGGAGGACGAGGCCACUAAAGGCACACGAGCACUAGAGGCCACCAUAGAGCACAUCAAACAAGAGCUGGCUGUGUUCAGCAGUCCAGAUCCUCCUCCAAAGACCGCCACUCCAGAGGAGUUCAUCCGCAUGACCAAAGGCAUCACGCUGGCCACAGCGAAAGCAGUGGCUGCUGGGAACUCCUGCCGUCAAGAGGAUGUGAUCGCCACCGCUAACCUGAGCAGACGAGCCAUUGCUGACAUUCCACAGAACUUUACUUGUGUGUGUGUUUGUGGAACUCAUUUUUCUGCUGUUGUUCAGCAAGCGGCGUUCCACCCGGAGGUGAAGCGAGACGUUCAGUCUCGAGCGCUGCGCUUCGGCUCUGAGUGUGCCACUGCUUCUCAACUGAUCAUUCAGAAACCAAGUCAUGACCUUAAACAGCAGCUGGCACACUUCUCCAAACGUGUGGCCGGUUCAGUGACGGAGCUCAUCCAGGCCGCGGAGGCCAUGAAAGGUACAGAGUGGGUGGACCCUGAGGACCCGACCGUCAUCGCUGAAAAUGAGCUGCUGGGAGCCGCAGCUGCCAUUGAAGCUGCCGCCAAGAAACUAGAGCAGCUCAAACCCCGAGCCAAACCCAAGGAAGCUGAUGAGAGUCUAAACUUCGAGGAACAGAUUCUGGAAGCAGCCAAGUCCAUCGCUGCAGCCACCAGCGCUCUGGUCAAAGCUGCAUCUGCCGCUCAGAGAGAGCUGGUGGCUCAAGGGAAGGUCGGGGCGAUCCCAGCGAACGCGGUGGAUGAUGGACAGUGGUCACAGGGUCUCAUUUCUGCUGCCCGUAUGGUGGCUGCAGCUACCAACAACCUGUGCGAAGCGGCUAACUCUGCCGUUCAGGGUCACGCCAGUGAGGAGAAACUCAUUUCUUCAGCCAAACAGGUGGCAGCAUCCACCGCUCAGCUGCUGGUGGCCUGUAAGGUCAAGGCUGACCAGGACUCCCAGACCAUGAAGAGACUGCAGGCCGCAGGUAAUGCUGUCAAGAGGGCAUCAGAUAACCUGGUGAAGGCAGCACAGAAGGCUGCAUUUGAGGCUCAAGAUGAUCAGGCUGUGAUGGUGAAGAGCAAGAUGGUGGGCGGUAUCGCUCAGAUCAUUGCUGCUCAGGAGGAGAUGCUCAGGAAGGAGAGAGAGCUGGAGGAGGCCAGGAAGAAGCUAGCCAUGAUCAGACAGCAACAGUACAAGUUCCUGCCGUCAGAGCUCAGAGAGGAUGGACAGCAUCAGUGAGCCGCAUCAGAGACUAAUCAAUGAGAAAAGUAAUUAAUGAUAUGCAAUGAGUAAAAAGUGAACUUUUAAAAAUGAU